Molecule: messenger RNA, 1355 nt
Organism: Camellia sinensis
Lineage: Eukaryota; Viridiplantae; Streptophyta; Magnoliopsida; Ericales; Theaceae
Product: putative carboxylesterase 7
Molecular function (GO): hydrolase activity
Source: RefSeq, a predicted model, not a curated record
GUAUAAAUUUUCUUUUAUAUAACAAUACUCUUUGAAAUUCUUACCAAUUGACCGGAUUGAGAUCUUUUCUAACAAAACAAUUUUACAACAAUUGAAUUAUGUAGUAGAUAUCUUCUCUUACAACUACAACCAUUCAAUGAAGAGAAUAUAAAUUCUGGAUCAGUUAGUAUAUUAAUAAGCGAAGCCCACCACUUCUCUCUCUCUCUCUCUCUCUCUCUCCAGUUUCCUUUUCCUCACCAUGGAUUCAACUCCAGCUGAAGAAAUACUCCACGAUUUUCCAUCCCACGUUCGAGUUUACAAAGAUGGCAGAGUAGUACGAUUCAAAGGCACGGAUACUGUCCCUCCCUCAACCAAUCCCGACACUGGCGUCCAAUCCAAAGAUGUCAUAAUCGAUCCAGAGACUGGUUUAUCUGCCAGGCUCUACAUCCCCAACAACCCACUUCACAACAAGCUUCCUAUUCUAGUUUACUUCCAUGGCGGAGGCUUCUGCACGGAAACCGCCUUCACUCUCACAUACCAUAACUAUCUCAAUUCACUUGUGGCCGAAGCCAGUGUCGUUGUCGUCUCUGUCGAUUACAGAAGAGCCCCUGAGCACCCUCUUCCAAUCGCUUACGAUGAUUCUUGGGCCGCUGUCAAGUGGGUUGCUUCUCACUCCUCGGCUGGUGGUGGUGAGGUAUGGCUAAAGGAGUAUGCUGAUUUUGAUCGGGUCUUCUUUGCAGGAGAUAGCGCAGGGGGUAACAUAGCACACAACAUGGGAAUUCGGGUCGGUUCCUGUGAACUGGAUGGUGUGAAGUUUGUUGGGAUGGUUUUAAUCCAUCCAUUUUUUGGAGGGAAAAGUCCAAUUGGUUCUGAAGGUAGUAAUAGUGAGAUGAUUAUUGGAAAAGAGGUUGCUGAUAAAUUAUGGCUCUUUGUGUACCCGUCGUCUAGCGGGUCUGAUGACCCUUUAUUCAACCCGGUUGUGGAUCCGAAGUUUUCGAGUCUGGUUUGUGACAAGGUGUUGGUAUGUGUAGCUGAGAAAGAUUUUUUUAAAGAUAGGGGUUGGUAUUACAAGGAGGAAUUGGGGAAGAGUGGGUGGGGAGGAGUAGUGGAGACUAUGGAGGCUGCAGGGGAAGGCCAUGUGUUCCAUUUGUUUAACCCGACUUGUGACAAUGCUAUGGCCAUGCUCAAACGAGUGGCUUGUUUCUUGAAUGAGGACAAUGCCUAGUUGAUUUUGUUGUGUUUGUAAACUUAUUUCUAUUGUUGUGUUUUUUUAACGUAAUUUUGUUGUAUCUAUCAAGUGUAGCUGUGAUUUAGUUCCAAAAAAAAAAAAUGUUGCUGUGAUUAAAUAAUGAAUAAAUCAAUUUACUGUUGUGUAA